Molecule: messenger RNA, 1359 nt
Organism: Brienomyrus brachyistius
Lineage: Eukaryota; Metazoa; Chordata; Actinopteri; Osteoglossiformes; Mormyridae
Gene: tspan37
Product: tetraspanin 37
Exons: 7
Coding region: 142-891 (249 amino acids)
Cellular component (GO): membrane
Source: RefSeq, a predicted model, not a curated record
GGCGCUGCGCGUUAUGAAGCGCAGCCUCUUCAUGCAGUAUGUGUAUGGAGGCUUAUCACGGGGCUCAAAUGCGGCUAAAAGCUCCGGCGCCCUUUUAUUAAUUUGCAGUCCCACGCCGUUAAUUUUAAUUACGUCGAAGUCAUGAGUGACAUGAGAAGAAUAUCUAAAAUAACUCUACGGAUCGCGUGCCAGUGUCUAUGGCUUGCCGCUCUGGUGGUGGGUUUGAGUGGCGUGUACCUGCUGGUAAACUUCAGGCAAACUGGACUGCUUUUCCGCAACAUCUACUUAAUCUUACCUGCGAUCGUGGCCCUGGUCAGCGCGGCCGUCCUGCUCGCCAGUGGGGGCAUCGGCUGCUGGGUGUCCAUCAGGGAUAGCACUGUGCUGCAGGCUGCGUUUGUUUAUCUGCUCGUCAUUGUAUUUUGCCUCGAGGCGACAGCAUCUGUCCUGUCCUACGUGAACAUAGGCAAGGUGCAUUCGGAAUUUGAGCCUUUCUGGGGGAUGUUUCAGAAUUACACCGGCAACAAACAGGACUCCGGUUCUAAUGCAGUGGAUGCCAUUCAGGAAGAGUUACAGUGCUGUGGAGUCCAUAAUUACAGUGACUGGUUCAGCACCCCUUGGUUUAACCGCACUGGUAAAGUUCAAGUGCCCCACAGCUGCUGUAACUCCACCUUCGACAUGUGCAACGGCACCCUGAACAGACCAGACCUCCUUUAUCCACAGGGCUGUCAGGCAAAGCUGGAGGGCGGCUGGAUGUUUGUCCUUUACUUUAUUAUCAUUUCUUCUGCGGUGGUUGCUGUCCUUCAGGUCGUUGGGCUUGUCACUGCAGCCCAGCUGAUGAGAGAUCAACCCUUGCAGGAGUAUCGGAUCCUGGACAGGGAUUCAGUAAACUAGACAUAUUCUGUGCUCUCUGAUGUCCAACAAACAUCACGAUUUAAUUUCUCGUUUAGAGAGUAAUUAAGUCAUUAACAUUUUGUAACUGUGAGGGGAAAUCGACUUCUGCAAUUAUUUUUUAGCCUUUUAAUAAGCUUAAACAAGAUAAUGAUUUUCCAGAUGUGAUGAACAGGGAUGUUUUCUGCUUAUUUGUAAUGUUGGUAUAGAAUAAAUGUAUAAAUUGAAUAAAUGUAUAAAUUGUCACAAUGAGUAAGGAGCAGGAAUGUUCAGCAAGUAGCAUAAGAAGACCAGAGCAUUGAGCAAGUUCACUAGUUUGAAUGGCAUCGGUAAAAUAUUCUGCUCAUUAAACUGGGACAAUUAGCAAUGUAAGCUGUUCAUAUAGAGAAACACUUAGGAAGACCAGAAGAAUGGCAGCGGUGUAUGAUACUGUAAAACCAAUGUAAGUAAAUCCUCUGCAUUAUAUCUGAA